This is a messenger RNA of Struthio camelus australis, 862 nucleotides long. The record is from RefSeq and is a predicted model, not a curated record. Lineage: Eukaryota; Metazoa; Chordata; Aves; Struthioniformes; Struthionidae.
UGGAGCUUGACACUAGUAAUUGUGUGGCUGGCUCGAUGGUACUUGGUAAAAUAAUAAGAAUAGAGGAGAGUAAGGCGCUUAAGUGAUGCUUAAGUUAAUCUCAUGCCUUCCCAGAAAGCUGAGCAGCACACUAACUAGCUAUUCCUGAAAGAGGAAGGAAAAGAUGCGGUUCAAGAUGGAAAGCGUCCUGCUGUCUCUUCUUUUCUGGCACAAAGCAGUGCUGGCGCUGUCCCCCGGUGAGGAUGAGAGACUGGAGCUGUGGCACAGCAAGGCUUGCAAAUGCGAUUGCCAAGGAGGUCCUAACUCAGUUUGGUCCAGUGGGACUAACACCUUAGAGUGCAUGCCAGAGUGCCCGUACCACAAGCCCCUUGGCUUUGAGUCCGGCGCUGUCACCCCCGACCAGAUAAGCUGCUCCAACCCCGAGCAGUACACGGGCUGGUAUUCCUCCUGGACCGCCAACAAGGCCCGCCUCAAUGGGCAAGGCUUCGGGUGUGCGUGGCUCUCCAAGUACCAGGACAACGGGCAGUGGCUGCAGAUCGACCUCAAGGAGGUGAAGGUGAUCUCGGGGAUCCUGACGCAAGGGCGCUGCGACGCCGACGAGUGGAUGACCAAGUACAGCGUGCAGUACCGCACCGACGAAAACCUCAACUGGGUUUACUACAAGGACCAGACCGGCAACAACCGGGUCAGUGGACUCGGCGAUUCGGCCUUGGGGAGGGUGUUUGGUGACAUGAAAGCCUCACGUCUCGGGCCAGGGCUCACGCACAACGACGAUGCAGAGGCAAAACACGGAGGCAAAAUCCAUGACUAUUUAAAUCAUCAUCCACUGAGCUGUUCUCGCACUGCAUUUGCUAGUGGUUGA